ACUGGAACAGUGUGGGAAGGGAAUGAAAUUCAAAUUAACUUUGAGCAUGAGCAUAUCACAAAAACAAUAUUAGUUUAGUGUAGCUUAAUCUACACCUACAUUCUCGGAACUCUAGAUUUAAACUUUCAUAACGGAAAAUAGCAUUGCAAAUAAUGUAUAGGCAGCAUAAUUAUUUAGAAUAAUAAUCUCACCUUACUAUUCAUUAUUCUUUUUUAUUUUUUUUAAUCAUAUACCGGUAGCCUAAUCUUUAAAACAAAUCAACAAAAGAAAUAAUAAAAAAAUAUCUUUCUAAUCUCAGUUUGAGGAAUCUUGAGAAAUGUUUGUUGUUUAUAAAGCGAGUGUUAGGAGUAGGCCGUUUGGGAAAGGGUUAGGGUUAGGGUCUCGCUGGGAGAAUAGUCCAUCAAAGGUCAACUGUACUGUAGUUUAAAGAAGGCCUAUCCUUACAGAAAUAGAAGGAUUACAGUGCCCUAAAUGUAAACGAUGAUGAUGGUGAAAUUAACAAUACCAUUAAAUCAUAUCACUUACGAUGUAGAAAUAGUCCCUUUUGUAAGAUGCUAAGCUUACUUCAAGACUUGGGCGUGAUGCCUCACUUGGGCAAACACAGGCCUACCCUUCUUUGUUUUCCAUGCCAUUCAUGUUGGCUGUCUGUGAUUAAUGAUAUUAAUCAAUCACUAUACAUUUUUGAGGAAGUAUAAAUAAAAAUUCCUAAACUUAUGCAACACAAAGAUGAAUGCCUCUGAUGUUGACCUCUUUUGCAUUCAGCUAUGCCAUUGCACAAUUUAGUAUGUAUUAAAUAAAUAGUGUCUCCCCAAUUUCAACAUAAUCUUACAAUAACAGCUAGCACACGGUACCUCGCGUGCACACCUACAGGGCUCUUUGAUGCAGCCGACACAAGAGAGGAGCUUCAUUCCUCACAAAACAGGCUCUGGUGACAUUUGUAUUGAAGGACAUUAGAUUAAUAUUUAGAGCAGGUUUUGUUUCCUUUAUCUGGUUUCACUGUUUAAAUAUGCUCUCUUACUAAGAGGUUUCUUAUCAAUUUGAGUAGGAGGUGUAGAUUGGAUAGAGGGGGGAGUUGAGGCUGAUAUUAAAAGUAUAAAAUACACUUUUUCCAUUCAACUUCUGUUCUUCAUGGUCAGCUUUAAGAUGAAGUCUGCUGUUUUACUGGUGCUUCUUGUGGCUUUCACAGAGGGACUUGUCAAAAUCCCUUUGUUCAGAGGCAAGUCUGCCCGUCAGGCUCUUGAAGAGGUUGGACUUUACGAAGAAUACAAGGCACAGUAUCCUCAGCCAAGACUUCAGAGAGGGCUGAAGCUGAACAACGUGCCUAUUACCUAUGAUCCACAGGUUACCUAUUAUGGCAUGAUUGGCAUUGGAAAUCCCCCGCAAUACUUCAAGGUGCUUUUUGACACCGGCUCUGCGGACCUAUGGGUGCCGUCCUUGAAUUGCACCCAUUACAGCUGCGGAAACCAUGCAAGGUUCAAUCGCUCGGCUUCCUCCACCCUUCAGAAGGGCGACGGGGACUUUACCCUGGAUUAUGUGUCGGGCUAUGUGAAGGGUGUGACGGCGUAUGACACCGUUCUGGUCGGUGACAUUUAUGUGGUGAACCAGCUCUUCGGCCUGACCUACUCGGGGGGGUCGUUCCUCAGGUACAUGCCCUGGGAUGGCAUACAAGGCCUGGCUUUCAUCGGUGCUUCCGCAUUGGGGGGGACUCCUCUCUUCAAAAACAUGUGGAAUCAGGGAAGGAUCACACAAAACCAGUUCUCAAUGUACUUGAGCAAAUCCGUGGAGGGAAGUGCUUUGAUCCUAGGGGGAGUGGAUGAGCAAUAUUUCACUGGACCAGUCAACUGGGUCAUGGUCAAGGAGGAGGACACUUACUGGACCAUCCAAAUAGAUAGCAUCACCAUCAACGGGAACACGGUGGCCUGCAGCGGCGGCUGCCUGGCCAUCGUGGACUCGGGCACGGCCCUCAUCACCGGGCCAACCAGGGACAUCGGCAACAUCAACGGCUGGGUGGGGGCCUACCAGGCAGGGGGCGAUCAAGCUUCAGUGGGCUGCAGUAACGUCGGGGUGAUGCCAGACCUGGUCUUCAACAUCGGCGGCAAUGCCUUUCACCUCCCGGCCUCAGCCUACGUCCUGCAGCACGGGACCAGCUGCCAAACCGGGUUUGAGUAUGUCCCUGGGUCGUGGAUCCUGGGCGAGGUCUUCAUGAGGCACUACUACACCGUGUUCGACGUCAACAACUCCAGGGUGGGCUUUGCCCUCGCCGUGUGAAUGUACACGUUGCAUGCUUGAUUUAUUAUUUAUGGGUUUGCUUUAGCCUCAUUUAUUUUCUCUCCGAACUAGAGACCAAUUGAGAGUUUAAGAUCUGGUUUUCGACACUCUUUCCGUAAUGUUGUCUUAAUGAUUAUUUGCUAUGAUAAAAUAUAAUGGCCCAAAAAAGAUCAGUUCAUUUUUAACAGCUUUGUUUUAUUUCUCUGGGUUGAGCUGUUUUGAUUGGUAUUAAAAAAUGACACUUGAACUGCAAUCAAGUAUGGUGAUUGUUCCCUGCUGUAACUUGGCCAACCACAGGGUGGCAGACAACUCUGAAAGCCUGCAACUCUGAGACCCGUGUGCCUUGGGGAGGGGCUUGGAGGAAUGAAUGAGUCAUCGCCCACAAAUUCAGGCUUAACAUGUACAACCACCUGCCAAUCACUGAUAGUCAACUGGCGCUGCUUCCAUCCCCAGCAAAACGCCAUCUGCAUGUGUGAUAAGUCUCUUUAGGAUGCUCUCUCUAUAGAAGAGAUGAGAUGUGUCUUUUCAUCUUCUCAAGCGAUUUUGUGAUGUUGUUUGGCCCUCAUACGCACAUAUUUAUAAAUCUUACUUGACAUGCACAUUUUUCUUAUUUCAUAAGAGGCUGGGAUGUAUAAAUAUCACCUUUCUUGUAGAACAAGACAGCACCAUAUUCCACACUUCUUAAAUUCUGUACAAUGUGAACAACAAUAGUAUCCAUCUGUGAACAACAAUACCAGAAUUUCUUUUUCAUUCUGCUUUUGCCUCUUCUCAAGCUACCUGAUUCUUUCUCC
Gadus morhua (Atlantic cod) is the source of this 3059-nucleotide messenger RNA. Its product is annotated as pepsin A-like. The record is from RefSeq and is a predicted model, not a curated record. Gene Ontology annotation, biological process: proteolysis. Bases 1129 to 2268 code for a protein of 379 amino acids. The transcript has 9 exons. Lineage: Eukaryota; Metazoa; Chordata; Actinopteri; Gadiformes; Gadidae. Gene Ontology annotation, molecular function: aspartic-type endopeptidase activity.